Messenger RNA from Chinchilla lanigera (long-tailed chinchilla), 1951 nucleotides. RefSeq names its product ankyrin repeat domain 1 (cardiac muscle) (gene Ankrd1). The record is from RefSeq and is a predicted model, not a curated record. Lineage: Eukaryota; Metazoa; Chordata; Mammalia; Rodentia; Chinchillidae. Gene Ontology annotation, cellular component: nucleus. Gene Ontology annotation, molecular function: RNA polymerase II-specific DNA-binding transcription factor binding. Gene Ontology annotation, biological process: regulation of transcription by RNA polymerase II. Bases 298 to 1257 code for a protein of 319 amino acids. The transcript is spliced from 9 exons.
GUGUGCUCACUGCCGAAGGAAUGGCCCUCUCACAUUUCUUCCUGAUUCACAUAUUCAGUGGGGCAAGCUUGUCAUCCCCUCCUUCUUGGGCUUCCCAGACAUUGAGUCUGGAAUGAAAAUUCACCUGCCUCUGAGUUGGCCACUGGUGGGGGGAGGGCAGUUACUUGGGUUCCCAGGUUGGAAGAUUAUCUCACCCAGCCCAAACUAUAUAAGCUGGCUAGGGUGGAGAAGUGCAGCAGGGCUCACUCCAGGGCUUUAUUCUACAGGAGAAAAACACACAGACUCGCAGCCGCCAACAUGAUGGUGCUGAAAGUAGAGGACCUGGUCACGGGGAAGAAGAACAGCAAUGAGGAGGCAAGGGAAUUCCUUCCUGAGGAUUUCAGAGAUGGAGAAUAUGAAGCUGCUGUUACUUUGGAGAAGCAAGAGGAUCUGAAGACUCUUCCCGGCCACCACGUGAGCCUGGCAGAGCAACAGUGGAAAAGCGAGAAACAGCGAGAGGCAGAGCUCAAAAAGAAAAAACUGGAACAAAGAUCAAAGCUUGAAAAUUUAGAAGACCUUGAAAUAAUCAUUCAACUGAAGAAAAGGAAAAAAUACAGGAAAACUAAAGUUCCAGUUGUGAAGGAACCAGAACCCCAAAUCAUCACAGAACCUGUGGAUGUGCCUCAGUUUCUGAAGGCUGCUCUGGAGAAUAAACUACCAGUAGUCGAAAAAUUCUUAUCAGACAACCAUAAGCCAGAUGUCUGUGAUGAGUAUAAACGGACAGCCCUCCAUAGAGCAUGCUUGGAAGGACAUUUGGUAAUCGCGGAGAAGUUAAUAGAAGCUGGAGCCCAGAUUGAAUUCCGUGAUAUGCUUGAAUCCACAGCCAUCCACUGGGCGUGCCGUGGAGGAAGCCUGGAUGUUUUAAAAUUGUUGCUGAACAAAGGUGCAAAAAUCAGUGCCCGAGAUAAGCUGCUUAGCACAGCGCUUCAUGUGGCUGUGAGGACCGGCCACUAUGAGUGUGCGGAACACCUCAUUGCCUGCGAGGCAGAUCUCAACGCCAAAGACAGAGAAGGAGAUACCCCUCUCCACGAUGCUGUGAGACUGAAUCGUUAUAAGAUGGUCAGACUUCUGAUUAUGUACGGUGCUGACCUCAACAUCAAGAACUGUGCUGGGAAGACCCCGAUGGAUCUGGUGCUGCACUGGCAGAACGGAACCAAAGCAAUAUUCGACAGCCUUAAGGAGAACUCUUACAAAACCUCUCGCAUAGCUACAUUCUAGGGGAAACUUUUAUCUGUAGCUGCUCACUGGCACUUUGAAGGGAUGACCCAAAAGAAGAGUGAGCAGCCAUAAAGCCCUGCUUCUAUUAUCAACCUGUUAUGAAGAUGUACCUAAUGAAGUUUCAAGAGAGCAUGGGUUUAUAGGGGUUGUUUCCUCUAGUGAAAUUCACUCUAUUUUAUUUAUUCCUGUUUAUUUACUUUUAUGACAACAACAUUCAGACUUUCAUGAGCAUCCAUUUGGUGAGCAAAACUUAAUUUAUCUGUAACACGUUCGGCGCCUUCCUAUAGCUAGUUCUAAGCCAUGUGAAUGAGCAGUGCAGAGAUUUGCAGGUAUUUUGAAAGGACAGAGGGGAUUACUGCAGGAAUACUUCCUGCAGAACUUUUAAUGUUGACAUUUGCAUGAGCAGUGGAAGGCAUUCAAAGGAAAGGAAGCAAGCGACUGAAGGCGAUUCUGUGGUAGGGAAGUGAAGCCAGCAUUUCAUUGUUGGGCCUGUUUUGUUUUUUGCUUGGCCAAAUGCACAGGGCACCAAGGGGAAAGAAUGUCAGGAGCGUAUGUGCAGGGCAGUGCAGGGAGCACCUUUAUGCAGAACUGAGUUUAAUCUAAAAGGCGAGAGAAAUGCAAACUGUAAAUGUGCAGAUGUAUAUUGUGUUGUAUUUAUAUUUUAUAUUCAUAAUAAAAGCAAAUAAACUCUAAA